Pezoporus flaviventris is the source of this 5092-nucleotide messenger RNA. It is a transcript of the gene EPHB1, whose product is annotated as EPH receptor B1. The coding region runs from base 210 to 3221 and encodes 1003 amino acids. Gene Ontology annotation, molecular function: ATP binding; protein binding; transmembrane-ephrin receptor activity. Gene Ontology annotation, cellular component: plasma membrane; neuron projection. Lineage: Eukaryota; Metazoa; Chordata; Aves; Psittaciformes; Psittacidae. Gene Ontology annotation, biological process: protein phosphorylation; axon guidance; cell surface receptor protein tyrosine kinase signaling pathway. The transcript is spliced from 18 exons. The record is from RefSeq and is a predicted model, not a curated record.
CGGGGGCCGGCUGCGGCGUGGCCGCUGCUCCACUCGCGGCGGCGAUGUGACCCGGGCGGCGUGGGGAGGCGGCGCGGUUCCGGCCCCGUCCCGGCCAGACCCGACCUACCCCGGCCCGUCCCGCGGACGCACCCCCAUGCCCGCUCACGGCCGCCCGCCGGUAGCGGCUGACGCCUGCGGAGCAGACACGCGAGGAGCCCGGGGAGGCGAUGGCUGCGGAUCUGGUGGUGUUGCUCUGCCUGGCUGCCGCCGCGGCCGCCGUGGAAGAAACUUUGAUGGAUACACGGACAGCGACGGCCGAGCUGGGCUGGACCGCCAACCCGCCUUCAGGGUGGGAAGAAGUCAGUGGCUACGACGAAAACCUCAACACCAUCCGUACGUACCAGGUGUGCAAUGUCUUCGAGCCCAACCAGAACAACUGGCUCCUCACCACGUUCAUCAACCGGCGUGGAGCUCACCGCAUCUACACCGAGAUGCGCUUCACUGUGCGGGACUGCAGCAGCCUCCCCAACGUCCCUGGCUCCUGCAAAGAGACUUUCAACCUCUACUACUACGAGACAGACUCUGUCAUUGCCACCAAGAAGUCUGCCUUCUGGACAGAGGCACCCUACCUCAAAGUGGACACCAUUGCUGCUGACGAGAGCUUCUCCCAGGUGGACUUUGGUGGCAGGUUGAUGAAGGUGAACACAGAAGUGAGAAGUUUCGGGCCCCUGACCCGCAAUGGCUUUUACCUGGCUUUCCAGGACUAUGGGGCUUGUAUGUCUCUGCUGUCUGUCAGGGUCUUCUUCAAGAAGUGCCCCAGCGUGGUGCAGAACUUUGCCAUCUUCCCAGAGACGAUGACAGGAGCGGAGAGCACCUCUCUAGUGACUGCCCGUGGCACCUGCAUCCCCAAUGCUGAGGAGGUGGAUGUGCCCAUCAAACUGUACUGCAAUGGGGAUGGGGAGUGGAUGGUCCCCAUCGGCCGCUGUACGUGCAAGGCUGGUUAUGAGCCGGAGAACAAUGUGGCUUGCAAAGCCUGUCCAGCAGGGACCUUCAAGGCCAGCCAGGGUGCAGGGGUCUGCGUGCCGUGCCCCUCCAACAGCCGCUCCACCGCCGAGGCGUCGCCAGUCUGCACGUGCCGCAAUGGCUACUACCGGGCAGACUUUGACCCACCGACAGCUGCCUGCACCAGUGUCCCGUCUGGUCCCCGCAACGUCAUCUCCAUCGUCAAUGAGACAUCCAUCAUCCUGGAGUGGCACCCACCACGAGAGACAGGGGGUCGGGACGAUGUCACCUACAACAUCAUCUGCAAGAAGUGCCGGUCGGACCGACGCGCCUGCUCCCGCUGUGAUGACAAUGUGGACUUUGUCCCCAGGCAGCUGGGGCUGACAGAGACCCGGGUCUUCAUCAGCAACCUGUGGGCACACACGCCCUACACCUUUGAGAUCCAGGCUGUCAAUGGGGUUUCCAACAAGAGCCCCUUCCCCCAGCAGCACGUGUCCGUCAACAUCACCACCAACCAAGCGGCACCCUCUACUGUCCCCAUCAUGCACCAGGUGAGUGCCACAAUGAGGAGCAUCACGCUUUCGUGGCCUCAGCCUGAGCAGCCCAAUGGCAUCAUCCUGGAUUAUGAGAUCCGCUACUACGAGAAGCUGAGCCGCAUCUGCACACCCGAUGUCAGCAACACUGUGGGCUCCAGGCCAGCAGCAGAUCACAACGAGUACAACUCCUCCAUGGCCCGCAGCCAGACCAACACAGCCAGGAUCGAGGGGCUGCGACCCGGGAUGGUGUACGUGGUGCAGGUGCGAGCCCGCACUGUAGCCGGCUAUGGCAAAUACAGUGGGAAGAUGUGCUUCCAGACGCUGACGGAUGAUGACUACAAGUCAGAGCUGAGAGAGCAGCUGCCUUUGAUCGCAGGGUCCGCAGCAGCUGGAGUGGUCUUCAUUGUCUCACUGGUGGCCAUCUCCAUUGUCUGCAGCAGGAAGCGUGCCUAUAGCAAGGAGGCGGUGUACAGCGAUAAGUUACAGCACUACAGCACCGGGAGAGGGUCUCCAGGAAUGAAGAUCUACAUUGACCCCUUCACCUAUGAGGAUCCCAACGAGGCAGUCCGAGAGUUCGCCAAGGAGAUUGAUGUAUCCUUCGUCAAGAUUGAAGAAGUUAUUGGAGCAGGGGAGUUUGGAGAAGUGUAUAAAGGACGCCUGAAGCUGCCUGGCAAGCGGGAGAUCUACGUGGCCAUCAAAACACUCAAGGCUGGCUAUUCUGAGAAGCAGCGCCGGGAUUUCCUGAGCGAGGCCAGCAUCAUGGGGCAGUUUGACCACCCCAACAUCAUUCGGCUGGAAGGGGUGGUGACCAAAAGCCGACCAGUCAUGAUCAUCACUGAGUUCAUGGAGAAUGGGGCCCUUGACUCCUUCCUGCGGCAAAAUGAUGGGCAGUUCACAGUGAUCCAGCUGGUGGGGAUGCUCAGAGGAAUUGCUGCUGGGAUGAAGUACCUUGCAGAGAUGAAUUAUGUGCACCGAGAUCUGGCUGCCAGGAACAUCCUGGUCAACAGCAACCUGGUGUGCAAAGUGUCUGACUUUGGCCUCUCGCGCUAUUUGCAGGACGAUACAUCCGACCCUACCUACACCAGCUCCUUGGGGGGCAAGAUCCCUGUCAGGUGGACAGCACCAGAGGCCAUUGCCUACCGCAAGUUCACCUCGGCCAGCGACGUCUGGAGCUAUGGCAUUGUCAUGUGGGAGGUGAUGUCGUUUGGAGAGAGGCCCUACUGGGACAUGUCCAACCAAGAUGUCAUCAAUGCCAUUGAGCAGGAUUACCGGCUCCCACCACCCAUGGACUGUCCCGCUGCCCUGCACCAGUUGAUGCUGGACUGCUGGCAGAAGGACCGCAACACCCGUCCUCGCUUCACUGAGAUAGUCAACACCCUGGAUAAAAUGAUCCGCAACCCGGCAAGCCUCAAAACUGUGGCUACCAUCACCGCUGUGCCUUCUCAGCCCCUCCUUGACCGCUCCAUCCCCGACUUCACUGCCUUUACCUCAGUAGACGACUGGCUGAGCGCUGUGAAGAUGAGCCAGUACCGAGACAGCUUCCUGACUGCUGGCUUCACCUCCCUGCAGCUUGUUGCCCAGAUGACAUCCGAAGACCUCUUGAGAAUAGGGGUGACUUUGGCUGGGCACCAGAAGAAGAUCCUGAACAGCGUCCAGUCCAUGCGAGUACAGAUGAGUCAGUCUCCAACCUCGAUGGCAUGACGUCCCUUGUUCUAUGGGGAAGGGGACGGGGAGGGCACAUAGCGGAGGGGCAGAGGUGGGAGGGGAGGAACUGACAGGCCCCGUGGGGCAGCGUUUGGAGAGGUGCUGCAGCUGCCUGGGGGACUGUGACCGCAGAUGAAGGAUGUUCCUGGGACUCAUCUCUAACUGGUGACUUCCGUUCCUCACCAACAAAAGCACACUUACCAAUGUCAUGGGGAACAGCUUAUAAAUACAUAUAAAUAUGUACAAAUCAUAUAUUUAAAAAACAAAACAAACACAGAAAAACAAUGAAGACAAACCAAUGUGCGUUGGGGAAGCAAACCCAAACUCUAGAUACCAGACUCCAAUCCCACCACCAGUGAGCAGUGGUCAAAACUGAGAAAGGGGAAGGGACAGGCAUGAGAUGGAGCAUCCCAUCUGGAGAAACCACCUUCCUUUUCUUCUUUUGACCUCCCUCCCUGCCCUGUCCUUCCCUGCUCACCCCACUCCCUUCUCUGCUCAUGGACUGGGCGGAAGUGUCCUGAAGACUUCUCCACAGCUCCCUGCCAUCCCACCCGGGUGCCACUCCAGCAACUACCAAAGGACUUCGCUGACCACUGCAUGGAGGAUCCGACUCAAUCCAGUUAAUGUCUUCAUAUUGAAGAAGUGAUGUACCUUCAAUAGAAAACCUUGGGGUUUUUGUUGUUUGGGUUUUUUUCUUUUUCUCUUUUGCUUGCAUUUUUUUUUUUCCAUAAAGGAAAAAAAAAGGAUUAAAAAAGAUACCAAUCCAUCCUGGAAAACAGAAAGAGGUGUUCCCAUGUGUGUGUGCGCUCAUGCGUGUGUGUACAUCGUUACCCUACUGUGGACUCACUGCUUGUCCGUAACCGAAGAUCACCGCUGACCCUGCGGCCAGCAGCCAGCUGGUCCCCAGCCCAGGGGGGAACAGGGGUUGUGCCCACAGCUCCCAGGAGUGGGAGGGAGCAGGGAAGUGCCCAACAGCGAAGCAUCCUGCAAACAAGGAGGAUGCCAAGGGCCGGCCGGUGCGAUGGGGACGGGAUGGGACCAGAGGAGCCGCUGUGUGGUUGUGACUGGGUUGGUGACUGCUGGAGAAAGGAGGAGAGGUGCUCUGGGAAACAGACUGCUAAGGCCUCCCGAGCCUCAGCGAUGUGUGGAAGAUGGCUAUGGAGGACUUUUUUCCCCAUCUUGUGGACCUAAGGAUUUUGACAUUGAUUUACAGACUUAGGUUUCAUGGCUUCAGAGGCGGAUCAGCGGGUCCCAGCAGACCCUAACACACACACAGCAAGUGGAGGAGAAACCAGCUGCAGUGUGAAGUGAGGCAACCGUGGACAGCGUGGCCGUGCCAGUGGCAGAGAUGGGAUGGCAUUGAGGUCUCCCGGCCCAUCUCUGGGGGGAAGUGCUGGAGGAGGUUAAUCUGGGCAAACCAGCUGUGUGAAUUUUAAGUGGAUUAGCUGAACUCUGUUCUUUCCCAAAACAGACUCACUCUUUCAGGGCCGAUGUGCAGGUGGAUUAGGCAAAAAUCUACUUAAGGCUGUGUUAAUUCUAGGGGCAUCAAGUCCAGCACCACAGAGGCACUGGAGAGGGGAUUGACACUGGUCCCUGGGGACCGCUGCCCUCCGCCACCCAUGAGAUGAUGACGGUGAUGCCCCCCGAGCCGCAGCGUGCCCCGUGCCAGCCAGCCCUACCUUGUCCUGUACAUAACCAGUGAGAUGUCUGUAAAAGAUUUCAACCCUUGUAAUUUUUUUUUGCCCUCCCUCCCCCUGCCUCCUUCCCCAAUUUGUUGAUUGUGUUGAAAUUGUCGGAGUUUGUAACAGUAACUUUCAGAGAAUAUUGUACUAAAGAGAAAAUUGCACUCAAUAAAAAUGAUGAAAUAA